ACAAAGUUGACGUCGUGUUUCUGCAGACUUGACCAAACGAGUCAAAAGUCUGGAGCAGCGGGUGGCCGAGCUAGAAGGGAAGCUGACGUCCAUGCAACCUCUGUCAGCGGGUCUCACACUGCUCGGGGACGACAUCUCGUUUCUGAUGAGGAGAAUUGGCGAGAUGGAGAAGUCUAAACUGGAUCCACGGCAACAAGAGACAGUUACCAACAUACUGGAGUACAACGACACGUACUCGGGAGAUCUGAUGCUUGACAGAGCACAAGAAGUUCGGCUGUUUGAUAGCACAGAAGAAGAGAUUCAGCACGGCGAUGAAGAGUACAAAGCAAACGAGCGCACAUUUUUAGAUACAGCAAAUCUCCACCCUCUGAAUCAAAGGAAGUUUAAAAAUGAAAAUGAAAGUGAACCGGAAACGCCAACACCGUCAUCAUUUUCACUCGGUGAACUGAGUUUGAAAACAUCGUCUAAGUUCCAAUGGAAAUCAGACACAAAUUUUUCUGAACCGCCUCAAAAUACAUUGACGUCAUCUAAUUCAACGAGGACUAUGGAGUUUGAUGGCAAACUAUUUACAGAGUUAAAACCGAUUAAUUUAAGGAAGAUAACGGUUUACUCUGAUGCAACGCCGCUAUAUUUAGAUCCUAGUCAACGCGGGAUAGCUCAGUCAUCGCUAGAAAACCAACUUAACACGCAAACCAGUGACGUAGAUAAAAUGACGUCAGAGUUUACAGGGCCGAAACCGGAAGAGCUCAACCAACCAGACACUCGCUACCACCGUAAAAGAUGCAUCGGGUGUAAGAAGGUUAACAAAGUACCACCACCUCCGCCCCUGCCCCCUGCGGAAGUCAUCGACGCCAUUCUCUUUAAACACAACAACACGCGAGGUUUAAAAAUGGGGCAGAGAGAGUUUUACAAGCUGGUGGUCACCUCUCUAGUUAAAAUCCCCGAGUACUCCGCGAAGUAUAAAGACAAACUUAAUUCCUUCUCUGCAGGUGAUGAAGCGAAGGAAAAUCUGACCAGUGGCGUAGCAGACGCGAGAACGCCGGACGCAGACUAUGAAGUAGACACUGAACUCAAAGGUUUGCUCGAAGAACUCAACACCGAUACUUCACAGACCAACACCACAGGUGAACAUCAGACGACGGAUAAUCCGGCGGUCUACCGGGAGGUAGUUCAAGGUCACAGUAACGCUCAGAAUUCCAGUAGCUACCUUCAGCCUUUGAUGGCCUUUCUCCGGAGUGGGGGUCAGGGGUUGAUGCAGGUGGAUCUUGUGGUGCUGCUCUGCGCUGUCCUCUUGCCCGUUGUGUUUACUUUGCAAGCUGUGUGAGUGCUUGCACUUCCUGACGACAAACGCGCGUUAUGUAAGCUGGGAAGAUCUUUCUUACCCAAAGAUUGAUCUUGUGUGUCAAUAUUCAUUAAUACAAAAUGGAUAUUACGCAAUCUGUGAAGAUCUUGGUUCCCAAAGUCUGACUGGUACACAUGUAAUUAGUAACGAUCUUCAUUUUCAAAGAUUCACAUGCAUUUUCUAAAGAUUUUUAUUACUGAAGACUGUCCAACAGACUUGUCAUUUGUUAAAAAGCUUUGCUAUCAAAGACUGAUACACGUGCACUCUGUGAAGAUCUUUGCUAUCAAAGACUGAUACACGUGUAAUUUAUGAAGAUCUUUUGAUCAAAGACUGUCCGAUACACGUACGAUUUGUAUGUUAUGAAAGACUUCGAGGCGACUGUAUCACUUAAGCUGUCCUAACCACUAUCCCCGAUGUAUUUAUAGAUUGUUACGUCAGACCACCAUUCCAGGGUCCGGGGGCGUGUCUAGAGAGUGGCACCACAAUAUCCCUUACCUCACCCCACCUGAACAUACAUGCUUCAAAUUUAGAAACAGCGUAUUUCAAAAUACCGUUAUUUCAGCUGUAUAUGAUUAAUUAGCUUCACUUAUUAUGCUGUUAUGAUUCAUUAUAUCAGAUGUAUAUAAUCACGUAAUUUCAUUUAUCAUAUUGUUAUAAUUCAUUAUAUCUGUUGUAUAUAAUUACGUAAUUUCAUUUCUUAUUAUAUUGUUAUAGUUAGUGCAAAUGUGAUG
Messenger RNA from Physella acuta, 2073 nucleotides. RefSeq lists its product as uncharacterized. The record is from RefSeq and is a predicted model, not a curated record. NCBI's taxonomy places the organism in Eukaryota, Metazoa, Mollusca, Gastropoda, Physidae.